This is a messenger RNA of Colletotrichum gloeosporioides, 780 nucleotides long. RefSeq lists its product as uncharacterized. The transcript has a single exon. Lineage: Eukaryota; Fungi; Ascomycota; Sordariomycetes; Glomerellales; Glomerellaceae. Bases 1 to 780 code for a protein of 259 amino acids. The record is from RefSeq and is a predicted model, not a curated record.
AUGUCCCAGUCUUUUGAAUACUCGCACGACGCUACCGUCAAAGCCAUCACAUCCUUUUAUGAAUUCAUGAAACGCAUGCAUGGAGAAGAGGAGGCGGUCCUGAAAUACCCGCCCCCCACCGGCUGGCCACAAAUCACGCACGAAUCUUUCGCCGGCCUGGAUAAGACGAAGGAGGUCAUUGAACUUUUGAGGCACAUUCCAUAUUUCGUUAUCGACCCAUGCAUCCUAGAGUCAACUAGGCCAAAAUGUUAUAUCGACAGUCAGUUCUGUGAGGAAAUCAAGAGAUGGCCUGCCCUCGAGCCCGCCGAGCUAGACAACGAAGAGGGCAGACUUCCGGGUUACAUCAUAAGCCUCGCAUCAGCCCGGGAGGAGCAGGUUGGGUGGACUCUCCUGCUUGACACCAAGCGUGGAGUUGUAAUACUGUGGAAGAACGACGGUAAUCUUCCCAAAUGGGCCUGGGAUUGGGAUGCGGAUAGGUACGAUGUGGAUGCAGACCCAUACGGGCCUCAGGGAUGGAAAUGCAUGCCGACCUACCGCAUCGAGACAUUCUUCGAAUUCUGCAAGGAGCAGUACAGAAUCAUGAACUGGACGCCAGAUCUUCUUCGGGGCGACGUAUGUCAGCCGAACGACAAUGACAACCUCUGCGAGGACGACUUGAGGAGGAGACAGAUAAUGAGUGAUGCUGGAUGGCCAGGCACCGAUGGAGACGGUACUGGAUGGGACAGAGAGAAAGCAGAGAAGGCUCUCGAAGAGUACGAGGAAGAGAUAAGGUCUAUGUAA